This is a messenger RNA of Quercus lobata, 974 nucleotides long. RefSeq lists its product as uncharacterized. The coding region runs from base 222 to 791 and encodes 189 amino acids. The record is from RefSeq and is a predicted model, not a curated record. The transcript has a single exon. Lineage: Eukaryota; Viridiplantae; Streptophyta; Magnoliopsida; Fagales; Fagaceae.
CAUUUCUCUCAAAACAAAUCCACCAUUUCUGAGCUUCCAAAACUCAAUUCCUCACACACCCAUUUGCCUAAAACCUCUCCAAAUCACUUUAAAUUUAUUGAAUUCUGCUGAAUUUUGAAAAGAAAAAAAAAAUCCCCCUCAUUUCUGAGCUUCAAAACAUCUCCAAAUCACUAUCAAUUUAUUGAAUUCAGCUGAUUAUUUUUUUUUUCAAAAAUCCUCAAAUGGGCAUGAACACCAUCACCAUGGGGUCAGUGACUCAAUCCCACUACCACACCCACAAGGUCUUCCUCUUCUGCAACUACAUUCUCCUUGGUGCAGCCUCCAGUUGCAUCUUCCUCACUCUUUCUCUCCGGCUCUUCCCGUCUAUAUGCGGCUUCCUCCUAAUCCUCCUCCACAUUUUCACCAUAUCCGGAGCAGUCUCCGGCUGUGCAGCGGCCGGCUCAUCGAGGACUAGCCGGUGGUAUGCAGCUCACAUGGUGGCAACAGUGCUCACAGCGAUACUCCAAGGGUCGGUUUCCGUGCUGAUCUUCACGAGAACCGGGGAUUUCCUUGGCCAGUUGAAGUCCUAUGUGAGGGAAGAGGAUGGUGCUGUGAUACUGAAGUUGGCUGGUGGGCUGUGUGUGCUGAUAUUUUGCUUGGAAUGGGUGGUCUUGACACUUGCAUUUUUCUUGAAGUACUAUGCUUAUGUUGAAGGUGAUAAUGUUGGGGCUAAUAGCUAUGCUAUGAGGAAGAGUGCCAAGGUGGGACAAGAGGAGGACUUGAAGGAUUGGCCAUGGCCUUUCCAAGUCUAAAUAUUGAUACUUUGGCUAUGGAAUUGUCGUGCCACCACUGUGUGCCAUCUCUACUUUGCGGCAUAAUAUUUCAUUAUUCGUUGAUUCAUUGGAGUGAUUAUGAUAAUGUGUUUAUAUAUAUUUGUGUGUAUGUGUGUUUUUGCAAUAUUGAUGUAGUAAAAAUUUAUCUUCAAAGUCUUUUCA